AUGAAAGGUCGCAGGAGGAGACCCUCAUCCACCCCAGCUCCGAUCCAACGCAAAUCGGGAGCUAUAUCCCGCUUCUUUGCCUCCUCAAGCCAGACAGACGCUCACCAGGAGAGUGCCGAUUCCUCCAAGAUGGCGUCGAGACAGCGCAGAGCGGCGUCCCCUGCGCGCCAUGAGGGAUCGGACCCACAGGCCUCGGCUUCACCACAGCCAGCAAGAGGGACGGCCUCCGCAGCAGCUCGGGGCCACUCUCCCAGAAACCGCUACUCUCAGGCCGCGAUGUCCGGGUCGGGAGGCUCCCCAGCCCCACUGGGUGACGAUGAGGACUGGGACUGGAAAGUUCACCUCAAAUCCCUCCCCACCAGGCAUGAAAUAGAUGCCUUAUUCACAAGGCUGGAAACUUCUCAUAAACGGGACAUUGAGGCCUUGCAGCAUGAUCUUAAACAGUAUCAGCUGAACUGCAGCUCAGCAGUGAGGGGGUUAAUGCAGCCACUGAGCAUGACCACUGCUCGGAGACCAGAGAACAAGGGGCGUGAUGUCUUCAGCCUGCAUCACGUGACAGUGGGAAAGAUCACAUGGGCAGGAAGUGGUGGUGGGGGCAGCACUGCUGCUGAGGUUGGAAGCAUUUCCAGGAAAACACUAAAAAUGCCAAAAUGCAUUGUUGAUUAUUGCCAUAAUUAUGCAGGCAUGAGGAACAAUUAUGCCAAUGUAAUUCUACAUGGUUUUCCCACCACUCUUGACAGAAUAAAAAGCUGGCUGAGAUCUUUAGAGCGGGGUGGUCAAAUUUUCAAGAACCUUGAAGAGAUGGCUACAAAGAUACAUGAAGGCAAAAAGCAUGACUCAUAUCGUGUUUGCUCUGAGCACUUUUCCAAGCAAUGUUAUAUUGUGAACGGUGAGAAGAAGGUGUUAAAUAAAGAUGCAGUUCCAACAAUCUUCAUGCCAUCUGUGAUGGAACCACGCUGUAACUAUAGGCAAGAGCCCCUGAGCAAACAGGUUAAAGAAUUUAUUAAGAAGAAAGAUAUUGAAGAACCUGAACAGAAUGCACAAAAAGCAAAACAAUUCUGCAGAGACAACUCAAAAUCAGUCAAACAGGAGGAAGAGUUAAUUGAAAUAGUGCUAAAUCUCACACUUGAGAUCACGUACAUGCUGACUGGACAGGAUUAUUACCUUGUGAAGAGGGACUCAUUACACAGCCCCAUCAGAGAACAUCCAGCUUACUCACUGAUCCAGGAUAGAAACAGUGAGGAGAAGAUCCUAAAACUAGCCAACAAGGUCAUUGAGAUGCUGACUGGAGAGGUUCCUGUAAGGUGUCAGGAUGUCACUGUCUAUUUCUCCAUGGAGGAGUGGGAGUAUUUAGAAGAACACAAGGAUCUGUACAAAAAUGUCAUGACCCUCACAUCACCAGUUCUUCCAUGUGAUCAGAUUAAAUCCCUCCAACACAUUUCUUAUUCAAACUAUGCAAACCGAUAUACAAGUUCUAAUAGUGACCAGCAAAAAUCUACUUACCUUAAAAAGACCAACAAAUUUAAAGAAUCGGUGAAAAAUAAGUUAAAGGCACCAAAGUCCUGUGAUGAGAAAGAUCUGUCAGAAACGAAUUCUACAUAUUCAUAUCUGUCUACAUUAAUUAAAGAGGAACCGGUCUCACAUGAUGGAGAAAACAUCACAAACACCUGUGUAUAUACGCACACAAAUCAUAAAGAACAAUGUCCAUCUACUCAGGAUAUGGAGGAACGUGUUCCAUCUGAAAAAAAUGUUCUACCAGAUGCCAAGUAUACACCUCCAGAAGGUACGCAAAACUGUCCAUCUAUUCGUGUUAUGGAAAUUUCCUGCUGUGAUGAAGAAAAUCUCACCUACCCUGGCACUUAUAGACCUACUGAUCAUACAUCACGCAAUCUACCUCCUCAUAUAAAAGUGGAAUAUGAUCCAUGUGAAGAAGAAAGGACUACAGCUAACACAUUUUAUAUACCUGAAGAUCAUACACAAUUCCCAUCUGUUCAUAUUAAGGAGGAGCCAGUUUCGUACGAGGAAGGAGAUCUUACAGACUCCAACAUUUAUAUGCCCACAAAUCAUGUAACACAACAUCCAUGUCCUUAUAUUAAGGAGGAACCCGUCACAUAUCAUGGAGGAGAUAAAACAGCCACAGGCGUUUCUUGGCUGGCAGAUCAUACACAAUACUUUACUUAUAUUGAGGAAGAACCAGUCUCCUUGGAAGAAAACAAUGUCUUGGGCCAAACUCUGUCCUUUAAUUGCAUGGAGUGCUCAGAGGGUUUUACCUCCAAGUCAGAUCUUAUGUAUCAUCAAACUGUUCACAGAAUAGAGAAACUGAGGUGUCCUGAAUGUGGAAAAUACUUCUCCAAUAAGUCCAAUCUUUCUAAUCACAUCAGAAGUCACACAGGAGAAAAACCCUACUCAUGUCCUGCUUGUGGGAAACGUUUUACUAGGAAGAGCACGCUGAUUAUACAUCAAAGGAUCCACACGGGAGAGAAGCCCUUUGUCUGCUUAGAGUGUGGGCGAUGCUUUCCUGGCAGGGGUAAUCUUGUGAAACAUCAAAAGGUGCAUAAAGCAAAAAAGCCAGUGACUGUUAAAACCUUCCUCCCAAUGCCAAUGACUUUCAUAGUAGACUCAAAUGUGGCCCCAAUUCAGAUGCUUCAAUGAUGAAUCUAGUAUGAUGUUGUUUGGAGAACUCUAUG
Bufo bufo (common toad) is the source of this 2687-nucleotide messenger RNA. RefSeq names its product oocyte zinc finger protein XlCOF7.1-like. The transcript has 8 exons. Lineage: Eukaryota; Metazoa; Chordata; Amphibia; Anura; Bufonidae. The record is from RefSeq and is a predicted model, not a curated record. Gene Ontology annotation, biological process: negative regulation of transcription by RNA polymerase II. Gene Ontology annotation, molecular function: DNA-binding transcription repressor activity, RNA polymerase II-specific. Bases 1 to 2652 code for a protein of 883 amino acids.